AUCUUGCGGCAUCCCACCACGGCACCACCGCCACAGAAGAGCGGCCGAGCGGUGCAGAGAACCAGCCAGCUGAUCUGAGCGGCCGCGCUUCCGGUGGGAGGAUGGAGAAGGCUCUCACCAAACUGGGCAGCUUCACCAUCUCCCGCAAGGCCAAGCAGGAGCUCUCCGCCAUCGGCGACGACAUCUCUCGUUUUUCGAGCACGGUGGAGGAGAAGGCAAAAUGGGUCUUCGAAAAGCUCAAAGGACACAAGAAGUCCCUCUCUGAUCUACUGCGCGAGCACAACCUCCCUCCAGGCCUCUUCCCUCGUAACAUCAUCUGCUAUGAGUACGACGAAUCGACAUCGAAGCUGAUGGUGCACCUGUCGAAGCCCUGCGAGGUGAGCUUCAAGGAUUCCUCCGCGAUACGGUAUGCUCCUCGCGUCAAGGCGACUCUGUCCCGAGGCAAGCUUUCUGGGGUUGAAGGCAUGAAGACCAAGGUGGUGGUGUGGGUGAAGGUGGCUAGCGUUAGCAUCGACAGCUACAAGUCCGACAAGAUAUGCUUCCUCGCCGGUGUGAAGAAGCUGAGGCAGAAGGAUGCUUAUGAGGUCCCUCGUGAAGCCGUCUCUGUUGAUGAGUUCUGAGCUCGAUUGAUUUCCCUUAUCCGUAGUAUCAUUCGUUCGUAGCAUUUUUUUGGGUCCCAUGUCAUCGGCAAUUGAUGUGCUGCGGUUUUGUAGAUUUGGAAUCACAUGGAUCUGUUGUGCCUGGCAGAAGACAACCCGUUCAUGUUAUCUGACGAGACAUUCACAUGUGUGAUGUUUCAGUAAUGUGUACAUUUAGCAUGUGUUCUGGUUC
This is a messenger RNA of Zea mays, 831 nucleotides long. RefSeq names its product DUF538 family protein. The record is from RefSeq and is marked validated. Lineage: Eukaryota; Viridiplantae; Streptophyta; Magnoliopsida; Poales; Poaceae.